Molecule: messenger RNA, 770 nt
Organism: Nicotiana attenuata
Lineage: Eukaryota; Viridiplantae; Streptophyta; Magnoliopsida; Solanales; Solanaceae
Product: 40S ribosomal protein S17-like
Exons: 1
Coding region: 94-543 (149 amino acids)
Biological process (GO): translation
Cellular component (GO): ribosome
Molecular function (GO): structural constituent of ribosome
Source: RefSeq, a predicted model, not a curated record
AAUAUUUAACCCUAGUUUCUCCUCAUCCUGCGUAUUCCUCUAGCCCCCUUUACCCCUACCCAGCCGCCCCCCUCACCGCACCAGAAAGCAGCCAUGGGUCGUGUUCGUACGAAAACAGUGAAGAAAUCGUCACGACAAGUCAUAGAACGUUACUACUCAAAAAUGACCUUAGAUUUCCACACAAAUAAGAAGAUUCUCGAAGAAGUAGCCAUCAUCCCAUCGAAGCGUCUCCGCAACAAAAUUGCUGGAUUCUCCACUCAUUUAAUGAAGCGGAUCCAAAAGGGUCCAGUAAGAGGAAUUUCUCUUAAGUUGCAAGAAGAAGAAAGAGAGCGUCGUAUGGAUUUUGUACCUGAUGAAUCUGCUAUUCAAACUGAUAGGAUUGAAGUUGAUAAGGAAACUAUUGACUUGCUUGCUUCUAUGGGUAUGAGUGAUCUACCUGGUAUUGUGCUUAAGGAAGAACAGACCGUGGCUAUGGCUGCGCCUGUUGGAUUCGGUGGACGUGGUGGAUUUGGUGGCUCUGGUGGUAGACGUGGUGGGUAUUGAUAAUGGGUCUAUAGCUUUUUUUUUUGUUUAAAUGCCUUUUUGUUUGGUGUUAUGAGAAGAAGUGCGUUUGUUAAUUUCUAGACUUGGAUGUUACUAUCUGAUUGUGGUUUGAAAUGUCAGUGUUUUUUUAGUGUACUGAACUUCGUGGGUAAUGCAACAUAUACUAUAAUUGAGAUGUUGUGCGUUUCUGUCCAAUUUAUGUGAAAUAGAACUUUAAUUGUUUUGCU